AGCGACGACAAGACAGUUAAACAGGAUCAAUGCUAUCAUAGUGACGUGCUUUAUAAAAUUAACAAACGAAGGACAUUGUUUUUUACACUGAAACAUAGGUAUUAUUCGUGCAAUAAGGAUUUAUUUUUCAGACGAAGUGUUUACAUCGUAAUAUCGUGUGCAAAUAUAUCUAGUAAAUAAAAGAUGUCCAUAUCAGUACAUUACUGACAUAGAGCGAUAUCUACAGCAAACAACGGAAUACUUUGGAGAAUUUGACACAUUCUUAACAUUGUACUGCAGAUGUAUAAAUCUGGGAUGUGUAACAUCGAAUUCAUCAUUGGGAUUGUGGAUGUGUACAGGGGAAUAUCUAAUGAUUAAGAUGCAUGACAGAACAAUGUCUUGCUUUGGAGGAGCUUGUGAGGACAAGUUUAACUGUUACCAGUCCGUGGAGGAGGCCAAGAGAGCCAAACAGAGGAACAAGCAAAUCAGCAAACUCCUGAAGCAACACCAAAAGGAGGAACUCAAACGACUAAAGAUUCUCCUCCUAGGUACUGGAGAAUCUGGAAAAACUACAAUAACAAAACAGAUGAGGAUCAUUCACAUCGAUGGAUUUGAUAUGAGAGAACGAGUUGAGAAGAUUUGUGAUAUCAGAAAAAAUAUCAAAGAGUCGAUCGUGGUAUUGCUCUCCGCCAUGUACCAACUAGAAAUUCCUCUGGAAAAUAAAGAAAGUGAGACAAGCCGAGAGUUCAUUUUAAAAGAGGCAGGCAAUCCAGAGAUUCACAGAACAAAUGAAUUUCUUGACCACUCUGAAAAACUUUGGGAGGAUCCCGGGGUAAAGAAAUGCUACGAAAGAUCACAUGAGUUUCAUCUGAUUGAUUGUGCUAAGUAUUUUCUGGAUAAGCUACAUGAAAUUAAAAGUCCCGCCUAUGUCCCCUCCGACCAGGAUAUCCUCAGGUGCAGAAGUGUAACCACAUCAAUACAAAACAUCGAGUUCGAAGUUCCAGAUGGAGGUCACCAAGUGAAAUUCAAUGUUUACGAUGUCGGUGGACAGCAAGGAGAACGCAAAAAAUGGAUCCAAGUGUUUGAUAGUGUGACCGCCAUUCUAUUUGUUGUGGACUGUAGCAGUUUUGAUCAAACACUUCGUGAGGAUCCAAGUAAAAAUAGACUUUUAGAAGCUUUGGAGAACUUUGACCAAGUUUGGAACAAUAGAUUUCUUCGAUACGUGUCUGUGCUUCUUUUCAUUAACAAAAUUGAUGUUUUGGCUGAAAAAAUUGCUCGUGGACGCGACAUUGGAGAACUUUCAAAAUUGCACCCUGAUAUUUUUCCUGACUUUGACCUGUUUACUCCAUCAGAAUCAGAGAAAAAUCAGUUCUUGGAAGCGUUUCCUAGUUUUGAUAAUGACCACCGUAAAAAGUUCAGGACAACACGAUCUGAUGUCCAUCCACACACUGUUAAAACAGCUGUUUACAUCAAGCAUCUAUUUAUGAGAAUUGUAAGAGGGGAACUUAAUCUUAAAAAGAGAAUUACCCCACAUAACAAAGACUGGCAUGACGAACAUAGCUGUGAAUACUACUACACAUGCGCAAUAGAUACAAAUAACGUCCAACGAGUCCUGAAUGGUUGCCGAACCCUCAUUAUCCAAAACCAUCUAAGACGAUUCGGAAUCAUCUGAUGAUUGUAUCAUCAUGAGAUAGGCAUGCGGUUUUGCAUAUCUAUACACUUCUGAUAUUUUGACAUUUCGCACGGCGAUAGACAUUGCAAUGCCAUUCUGUAAUAUACAAUAUGCCCCAAAGGACAUACAUAUGUAUUGGUGUACUAGAUAUAAGCGUGCAGUAUAACACUCUGUUCAUAUGUUUCAUCUCAAUUGUAUUGAGAUAAAGUGUGUGUGGUAUAAACACGUUUGUGUGCUGUGACUUACUUUUGAAAAAAGUAAUACGUCUUAUUUAUUCUUGUUGAUUUUUAUUUUUAUGGACAUUCCUUAUAUUUGCAUGAA
Saccostrea echinata is the source of this 1972-nucleotide messenger RNA. RefSeq names its product guanine nucleotide-binding protein G(s) subunit alpha-like. Gene Ontology annotation, molecular function: GTP binding; G protein-coupled receptor binding; G-protein beta/gamma-subunit complex binding. Gene Ontology annotation, biological process: adenylate cyclase-modulating G protein-coupled receptor signaling pathway. The transcript has 6 exons. The coding region runs from base 329 to 1651 and encodes 440 amino acids. The record is from RefSeq and is a predicted model, not a curated record. NCBI's taxonomy places the organism in Eukaryota, Metazoa, Mollusca, Bivalvia, Ostreida, Ostreidae. Gene Ontology annotation, cellular component: heterotrimeric G-protein complex.